GAUAUUGCAGCAACACGUAUUUAUUUUUGCGGUCCACUGCUUCUGACGCACCAAUUCCUUGCAUUCUCCAGCAGAGAUCAUUGUGAGAUUGCUGGUCGGGAGGAUGACGGCUCGAGUGUACUUCUCGUUGAUUGCGGUUUUGCUGUGUCUGUUUGGGUACUUGAGCAUAACUCAUGCUUUUCAAAAACGAACCGCAGUGAAGCCGGGUCAUUGUCCCCUACCAGAGAAUAUUCCACCGUGUGCUGAAAGGUGUAUCCAUGAUGGCCAGUGUCCUGCCACACAAAAAUGUUGCCCAGUCACCGGUGGCUUUGCAUGCAGUGAACCACGUGGUCAGGGAAGAGGUCAGGCAAGUUGUCAUGGCCAGGGAGAGGGUCGUGGAAGCGGCCAGGGAGAAGGUCGUGGAAGUGGCCAAGGAGAAGGUCGUGGUGAAGGCAAGGGAGAAGGUCGUGGUGAAGGCAAGGGAGAAGGUCGUGGUGAAGGCAAGGGAGAAGGUCGUGGUGAAGGCAAGGGAGAAGGUCGUGGUGAAGGCAAGGGAGAAGGUCGUGGUGAAGGCAAGGGAGAAGGUCGUGGUGAAGGCAAGGGAGAAGGUCGGGGAGAAGGUUGUGGAAGCGGCAAUGGAGAAGGUCGGGGUGAAGGCCAGGGAGAAGGUCGGGGUGAAGGCCAGGGAGAAGGUCGUGGAAGCGGCCAGGGAGAAGGUCGUGGAAGCGGCCAGGGAGAAGGUCGUGGAAGCGGCCAGGGAGAAGGUCGUGGAAGCGGCCAGGGAGAAGGUCGUGGAAGCGGCCAGGGAGAAGGUCGUGGAAGCGGCCAGGGAGAAGGUCGUGGAAGCGGCCAGGGAGAAGGUCGUGGUGAAGGCAAAGGAGAAGGCAAUGGAGAAGGUCGUGGAAGCGGCCAGGGAGAAGGUCGUGGAAGCGGCCAGGGAGAAGGUCGUGGAAGCGGCCAGGGAGAAGGUCGUGGUGAAGGUCGUGGAAGUGGCCAAGGAGAAGGUCGUGGUGAAGGCAAGGGAGAAGGUCGUGGAAGCGGCCAGGGAGAAGGUCGUGGAAGCGGCCAGGGAGAAGGUCGUGGAAGCGGCCAGGGAGAAGGUCGUGGAAGCGGCCAGGGAGAAGGUCGUGGAAGCGGCCAGGGAGAAGGUCGUGGAAGCGGCCAGGGAGAAGGUCGUGGAAGCGGCCAGGGAGAAGGUCGUGGAAGUGGCCAGGGACAAGGUCGUGGAAGCGGCCAGGGAGAAGGUCGUGGUGAAGGCAAGGGAGAAGGUCGUGGUGAAGGCAAGGGAGAAGGUCGUGGAGAAGGUCGUGGUGAAGGUCGUGGAAGUGGCCAGGGACAAGGUCGUGGUGAAGGUCAUUGAAGUGGUCGUGGCCAGGAAAGUGGUUCGGGAACUGGUUGUGGAUGUGGUCAAGGUCCGAGAUGUGGUCAAGGAAAUGGUCAUGGGUCUUAACACUUACUGGAGAUCCCUUCAAUUCAGUGUUUUAUAUGCCAUGUCUUCCCUGUUUGCUCAAACAGUUUAGAAAGAUUGUUCCCAUCUCAAAUAAAAAGUUGUUUGAUUUGAA
Molecule: messenger RNA, 1541 nt
Organism: Carassius gibelio (silver crucian carp)
Lineage: Eukaryota; Metazoa; Chordata; Actinopteri; Cypriniformes; Cyprinidae
Exons: 11
Coding region: 104-1339 (411 amino acids)
Cellular component (GO): extracellular region
Molecular function (GO): peptidase inhibitor activity
Source: RefSeq, a predicted model, not a curated record